UUCCCCCUUCUCACAACUACAAAAAAAAACACUCCCCUGUUUAUCCCCUGCUUUCUCUCUGUUUUGAACUUCUCUCAAUUUUACUCCUCCGAUACCAAAAGCCGAAACUCACACCACCGCCAACAGGAAAAACCCAACAGCGACAACAUCCCAUUGGAUCUCUCUACCUCUCUUUUCCCCGCGCUCGCUCUCUUAUCAGUAUUCAUUUUCAUGAGACUUAGAGAUGGAGUGCUCAAGAUUUGAUAUGUUUGGCAUCGGAUUCUGUUUUUACUUCAAUCAGAUUAGCCAUUAAAUUCCAUACAAGAUUCUCGAAUCUUUUUGACUAAAUCUGGAUCUUGCAUAUAAUAGAAUCUUUCAAGAGAGAGCGAGCGAGCGGGUAGCUACCAAUGGAUUCAGCUAAGAAUAACACUGGAAAAUCCAAGAAGGGUGUUGUUGAUGAAACUCAAAGGCUGGCAAUGGACCAAGAUUGGCAGCUUGAUAGAGGCAGAAAAGAAGCUGAUAUUAGCUUUGAGAGGCGGCACUGGAAGCCGGUUUUUGGUGAAGCUUCCUUGUCAGACAGGCCUUCCAAAAAAAUCCGUAGCCCUGAACGUCAAGAACAAACUCAAUCCUCUGCAUAUUUAGCUCAUCAAUUGCCACCUUCUUUCUCUGUUUCUUCUAGCUCUGCCUCUACUCUGUCUUUAUAUCCGCCUUCUUUGUCGUCUUCGCCUGUGUCAUCUUCAAGUUCAAGACUUCAGUUUCCUUUUGCCUUUGAAGGGUCUAAUCAACCUGUUCAAUUCCACCAACAAGUUGGAACAAACCCUUCAUCAACUAUCUUUCGUCCACCAUCUCAAGUUGCACAGAAUCAGCAGCAAAUGAUUUCUUUUGGUCAAAACCAGCAAUAUGGCAUUGCAUAUCCUCCGUUUUUUGCUGGGGAAUCUGCAUUGGCUAACCAGCAGCAGCAGCAACAGCAGCUGUUUCAGUACUGGAAUGACGCAUUGAACUUAAGUCCGAGAGGAAGGAUGAUGAUGAUGAACAGGCUGGGGCCAAAUGGGAGGCCAUUGUUUAGGCCACCGAUUCAGCCUAUAAAUACAACAAAGCUUUAUAGGGGAGUGAGGCAAAGGCAUUGGGGAAAAUGGGUUGCCGAGAUUCGUCUCCCUCGAAAUAGGACUCGCCUUUGGCUAGGCACAUUUGACAAUGCAGAAGAUGCUGCCUUAGCUUAUGAUCGCGAGGCCUUCAAGUUGAGAGGAGAGAAUGCUAAGCUGAAUUUCCCUGAACUUUUCCUCAACAAAGAAAAAGAAACUUCCACAGCUCCAAGUUCAUCAGUUUCUUCUCCACCGACCCCCAAUCAAAGUUCAAUGCCAAAACAAGCCCAGGAAGGCAUUAACUUGCAGGUGGAAACCAUGCCGCCGCCGCCGCCACCAGAACAGCCCCAAGGAGACCAUCCUGAUGAUGAUUCCGGGUUGGGUUCAAGUGGGGCUACGGUGAGUGAUGAGGUUCAGGCAGUGGGAUCCAGUGCAGGGGAAGGCACUUCGGGGUCUCAGGAACUGAUGUGGGGAGACAUGGCAGAAGCUUGGUAUAAUGCUAUUCAAGCAGGUUGGGGUCCAGGGAGUCCUGUGUGGGACGAUUUGGACACCACUAACAAUUUUUUAUUACAAUCACACCUUCCUUUUGUUACUCCAAAUCAACAGCAGUUUACUGAUUCUUCUGAUCUCCAGAGACAACAAGACAACAUGGGCUCAGCUUCUUCUUCUUCUUCCUCUUCCUUCCCCACGAAGCCAUUCUUUUGGAAGGAUCAAGAUUGAUUGACAUAGUUACCCACAAGUCUAGUUUUCUUCUGGUAUAGCGUAGCAGCCGAUAUCUCUUACUUUUUCUCUCUCAAUUUUAGUCUUUUGUAGGAGGUUUUUGGACCAGCCCUUGGAUUUUUUUCACAGGUUGCAGAUUUUUUAGCAAACCAAUUUGUGACCUGAUGUGCAUAGGAAAAUUCGAUCUCUAGGCCCACUUUAUUUUCCUCACUGGUUGCAGAUUUUUCACAAACAACCUGUGAUUCCCUCGGAGCUGAGCUUCCUUAUCAGGAUUCCAGAAGCUUCAAACCCCUUCAUUUUUUUUUCUUUUCCUUCUUUCCAAACCUCCUUCACAUAUUUUCUUGAUCCUUUCAAUCCUUUUCCAUUGCAUCUAUUGCACAAAGGCUGCAUAUUUCAGGCCUUUAUGCAAUGAGAAUUUAGCUUUAUAGCUCUUGCAUUCUCUUUCCAGAUGAUAUUAUCUAUCAAGUCUCUAGGUAGUCUCAUUCUGUAUUCCCAGUCGUGUUUUUUUUUCCUUAGAUGUUCAUGUCAUGUUGGAGACAGUCAACUCCUAAGAUCAGGACCAGCAUAGAAGGAGACAGUUUGGUGAUCUCCCUCUUCAUUGGUCUAUCCAUCUCAAGCUUAGUUUUUCUGCUUGGAGAAUGGAAUCAGACAUUUGUAAUUUUAUAGAUUUUGGAGUAUUUUAUGAUCUUAAUUAACAUUGUAAUGAUAUGUCUCCUCUUUUAUGAACAGUAGUUGUAAUGAUACAUAGUAUGCAAUUUGCAGUACCACAUCUUUCUUUUUCAUCA
Populus trichocarpa (black cottonwood) is the source of this 2566-nucleotide messenger RNA. Its product is annotated as ethylene-responsive transcription factor ERF054. The record is from RefSeq and is a predicted model, not a curated record. The coding region runs from base 387 to 1781 and encodes 464 amino acids. Gene Ontology annotation, molecular function: DNA binding; DNA-binding transcription factor activity. Lineage: Eukaryota; Viridiplantae; Streptophyta; Magnoliopsida; Malpighiales; Salicaceae. Gene Ontology annotation, biological process: regulation of DNA-templated transcription. The transcript has 2 exons.